Messenger RNA from Lepus europaeus (European hare), 7517 nucleotides. RefSeq names its product tenascin C (gene TNC). The transcript has 28 exons. The record is from RefSeq and is a predicted model, not a curated record. Bases 459 to 7064 code for a protein of 2201 amino acids. Gene Ontology annotation, molecular function: protein binding. NCBI's taxonomy places the organism in Eukaryota, Metazoa, Chordata, Mammalia, Lagomorpha, Leporidae.
ACCAACUGAAAAAGUGGGAAAGGAUGUCUGGAGGCGAGGCGUCCCAUUACAGAGGAAGGAGCGGGCUAUAUAAGCCAGCCAAAGCUGGCUGCUGUGGCCACAACCUGCCUAGCGCCACACGCCAGCCUCUCCCGGGCAGACACGCGGGUACGUCUCUGGUCGGCACAAAGACAGCGUGACUGGGGUCUCUGGUCGGCACAAAGACAGCGUGACUGGGGGGCCGCUGGGGGACUGCACAGGAGGGAACCCUGACGCUGCUCACAGCCAGGUACUUAUUCCUUGGAACUGCGGCAUGCCAGGAUCUAGGUCUCUCCUACUCCGGAAAGAAGAUCAUUUUUAAGAAGAACUGAGGUGACUGAUUUGGAUUCUGUUCUGUACUUCUAAAUCUGCAAUUCUGCUCAAGCGAUACACCCGAGGACCUUAGAACUCCAGAAAUACCCAACUCACCCACCUCCACCAUGGGGGCCAUGACUUGGCUGUUGCCAGGCAUCUUUCUGGCUUUUCUUGCCCUCCCUACUGAAGGUGGUGUACUCAAGAGAGUCAUCCGGCACAAGCGACAGAGUGGGGUGAACGUCACCCUGCCAGAGGAGAAUCAGCCAGUGGUUUUUAACCACGUCUACAACAUCAAGCUGCCCGUGGGGUCCCAGUGUUCAGUGGAUCUGGAAUCAGCCAGUGGGGAGAAAGACCUGGCUCCACCACCUGAGCCCAGUGAGAGCUUCCAGGAACACACAGUGGAUGGGGAAAACCAAAUUGUCUUCACACAUCGCAUCAACAUCCCCCGCAGGGCCUGUGGCUGUGCCGCAGCUCCUGACAUCAAGGAGCUCCUGAGCAGGCUGGAGGAGCUAGAGAGUGUGGUAUCUUCCCUGCGGGAACAGUGCACCAUGGGAGCAGGCUGCUGUCCCCAGGCUGCUGAAGGCCGCCUGGACACCAGACCCUUCUGCAGCGGCAGGGGCAAUUUCAGCACUGAAGGAUGUGGCUGUGUUUGUGAACCUGGCUGGAAAGGACCCAACUGUUCUGAGCCUGAAUGUCCAGGCAACUGUCACCUUCAAGGCCAAUGCAUCGACGGACAGUGUGUCUGUGAUGAGGGCUUCACUGGUGAGGACUGCAGCCAGCUGGCUUGUCCCAGUGACUGCAAUGACCAGGGGAGGUGUGUGAACGGGGUCUGCAUCUGUUUCGAAGGCUACACCGGGGCUGACUGCAGCCAGGAGAUCUGCCCAGUGCCCUGCAGCAAGGAGCACGGCACAUGCGUGGAUGGCCGGUGUGUGUGCCAGGAUGGCUUUGCUGGCGAAGACUGCAAUGAGCCCCUGUGCCUCAAUAACUGCUACAACCGAGGGCGGUGCGUGGAGAAUGAGUGUGUGUGCGAUGAGGGCUUUACUGGGGAAGACUGUAGUGAGCUCAUCUGCCCCAAUGACUGCUUCGACCGGGGCCGCUGUGUCAACGGCACCUGCUACUGUGAAGAAGGCUUCACAGGCGAAGACUGCGGCAAACUCACCUGCCCAAAUGACUGCCACGGCCAGGGCCGCUGCGAGGAGGGGCAGUGCAUAUGUGAUGACGGCUUUGCAGGUGCAGACUGCAGCGAGAAGAGAUGUCCUGCCGAUUGUCACAACCGCGGCCGCUGCAUCAAUGGGCAGUGUGAGUGUGAUGAUGGAUUCAAGGGAGCAGACUGUGGAGAACUCAAAUGUCCCAACAGCUGUAGCAGCCGUGGCCGCUGCGUCAACGGACAGUGCGUGUGUGAUGAGGGCUACACUGGGGAGGACUGUGGCCAGCAGCGGUGCCCCAGUGACUGUCACAGCCGGGGCCGCUGUGUGCAAGGCAAAUGCAUAUGUGAACAGGGCUUCAAGGGCUAUGACUGCAGUGAAAUGAGCUGCCCCAAUGAUUGUCACCAGCAUGGCCGCUGCGUGAAUGGCAUGUGUGUCUGUGAUGAUGACUACACUGGAGAAGACUGCCGGGAUCGCCGAUGCCCCAGGGACUGCAGCAACAGGGGCCGCUGUGUCGAAGGGCAGUGUGUGUGUGAGGACGGCUUCACUGGCCCCGACUGUGCAGAGCUCUCCUGUCUGAAUGACUGCCAUGGCCAAGGGCGCUGUGUGAACGGGCAGUGUGUGUGCCAUGAAGGCUUCGUGGGCAAAGACUGCAAGGAACGAAGGUGUCCCGAUGACUGUCACGGCCAGGGCCGCUGCGAGGACGGCCAGUGCAUCUGCCAUGAGGGCUUCACAGGCCUGGACUGUGGGCAGCGCUCCUGCCCCAAUGACUGCAGCAACUGGGGGCAGUGUGUGGCGGGCAGGUGCAUCUGCAAUGAGGGCCACAGCGGGGAAGACUGCUCAGAGGUGUCCCCUCCUAAAGACCUCAUCGUCACAGAAGUGACAGAAGAGACUGUCAACCUGGCCUGGGACAAUGAGAUGCGGGUCACAGAGUACCUCGUUGUGUACACACCCACCCAAGCAGAUGGCCUGGAAAUGCAAUUCCGUGUGCCCGGUGACCAGACAUCUACCACCAUCCGGGAGUUGGAGCCUGGUGUGGAAUAUUUCAUUCGCGUCUUUGCCAUCUUGGAGAAUAAGAAGAGCAUUCCUGUCAGCGCCAGAGUGGCCACGUACUUGCCUGCCCCUGAAGGCCUAAGAUUCAAGUCCAUCAAGGAGACAUCUGUGGACGUAGAAUGGGACCCUCUGGAUAUUGCUUUUGAAACAUGGGAAAUCAUCUUUCGCAAUAUGAAUAAAGAAGAUGAGGGAGAGAUCACCAAAAGCCUUAGGAGGCCAGAGACCUCUUACCGUCAAACUGGCCUAGCUCCAGGGCAAGACUACGAGAUAUCUCUGCACAUCGUGAAAAACAAUACCCGAGGCCCUGGCCUGAAGAGGGUGACCACCACCCGCUUGGAUGCCCCCAGUCAGAUCGAGGUGAAAGAUGUCACAGACACCACGGCUCUGGUCACCUGGUUCAAGCCCCUGGCCGAGAUUGACGGCAUUGAACUCUCCUACGGCAUCAAAGAUGUACCCGGUGACCGCACCACCAUUGAUCUCACACACGACGAGAACCAGUACUCCAUUGGGAACCUGAAGCCUGACACCGAGUAUGAAGUGUCCCUCAUCUCCCGCAGGGGCGACAUGUCCAGCAACCCGGCCAAAGAGACCUUCACAACAGGCCUGGAUGCUCCCAGGAAUCUCCGACGUGUCUCCCAGACAGAUAACAGCAUCACGCUGGAAUGGCGGAAUGUCAAGGCAGCCAUCGACAGUUACCGAAUUAAGUAUGCUCCCAUCUCUGGAGGUGACCAUGCUGAAGCUGAUGUCUCAAAGAGCCAACAAGGCACAACCAGAACCACUCUCAAAGGUCUGAAGCCAGGAACAGAAUAUGGGAUUGGAGUCUCUGCUGUGAAGGAAGACAAGGAGAGUGACCCAGCAACCAUCAAUGCAGCCACAGACUUGGAUGCACCCAAGGACCUUCGGGUCUCUGGCACUGCUGACAGCAGUCUGACCCUGCUCUGGAGGACACCUUUGGCCAAGUUUGACCGAUACCGCCUCAACUACAGCUCCCCCAUGGGCCAGCCAGCAGAGGUGCUGCUCCCGAGAGAUAGCACCUCCUACAUCCUGACAGGGCUGGAACCAGGACAAGAAUACAGCAUCCUCCUCACAGCAGAGAAGGGCAGACACAAGAGCAAGCCUGCACGUGUGAAGGCAUCCACAGAACAAGCCCCUGAACUGGAAAGCCUCACCGUGACUGAGGUUGGCUGGAAUGGCCUCUCACUCAACUGGACCACAGCUGACCAGGCCUAUGAGCACUUUGUCAUUCAGGUGCAGGAGGCCAACAAGGUGGAGGCUGCUCAGAACCUCACAGUGCCCGGCAGCCUCCGGGCUGUGGACAUCCCGGGACUCAAGCCUGCCACCCCCUACAGAGUGUCCAUCUAUGGGGUCAUCCAGGGCUAUAGAACACCAGUGCUCUCUGCUGAGGUCUCCACAGGAGAAACUCCCAACUUGGGAGGGGUCACGGUGGCUGAGGUGGGCUGGGAUGCCCUCAAGCUCAACUGGACUGCUCCCGAGGGGCCCUAUGAGCACUUUUUCAUUCAGGUGCAGGAGGCUGGCACAACAGACGCAGCCCAGAAUGUCACGGUCCCAGGAGAACUGAGGUCCACGGAUCUGCCUGGGCUCAAAGCAGCCACUCUCUAUAGCAUCACUAUCCAAGGGGUCACUCGGGACUUCAUCACAACCCCUCUCUCUAUUGAAGUCUUAACAGAGGAGAGUCCAGAGCUGGGAAACCUGACAGUGACCAAGGUUAGCUGGGAUGCUCUCAGACUGGACUGGACCACACCAGAUGGGACCUAUGACCAGUUUGUCAUUCAGGUCCAGGAGGCUGACCAGGUGGAAGAAGCUCGCAAUCUCACAGUUCCUGGCAGCCUGCGCUUUGUGGAAAUCCCAGGCCUCAGGGCUGGAACGCCUUACAAAAUCACCCUGCAUGGCGAGGUCAGGGGCCGCAGCACUCGACCCCUAGCUGUGGAAGUCAUCACAGAGAAGCUCCCCGAGCUGGGAGCAUUAACUGUGACUGAGGUUGCCUGGGACAGCCUCUCACUCAACUGGACCACAGCUGACCAGGCCUACGAGCACUUUGUCAUUCAGGUGCAGGAGGCCAACAAGGUGGAGGCUGCUCAGAACCUCACGGUGCCCGGCAGCCUCCGGGCUGUGGAUAUUCCUGGCCUCAAAGCUGUCACCCCUUACAGAGUGUCCAUCUAUGGGGUCAUCCAGGGCUAUAGAACACCAGUGCUCUCUGCUGAGGCCUUCACAGCCAAAGAACCUGAAAUUGGAAACUUAAAUGUUUCUGACAUAACUCCUGAGAGCUUCAAUCUUUCCUGGACAGCUACUGAUGGGAUCUUCGAGACCUUUACCAUUGAAAUUAUUGAUUCCAAUAGGUUGCUGGAGACACUGGAAUACAAUAUCUCUGGUGCUGAGCGAUCUGCCCACAUCUCAGGGUUAACCCCUAGCACUGAUUUUAUUAUCUACCUCUCUGGCCUUGCUCCCGGCAUCCGGACCAAAACCAUCAGUGCCACAGCUACCACAGAGGCCCUGCCCCUUCUGGAAAACCUAACCAUUUCCGACAUUAAUCCCUACGGGUUCACAGUUUCCUGGAUGGCAUCGGAGCAUGCCUUUGACAGCUUCCUAGUUACGGUGGUGGAUUCUGGGAAGCUGCUGGACCCCCAGGAAUUCACACUUUCAGGAACCCAGAGGAAGCUGGAGCUCAGAGGCCUCAUAACCGGCAUUGGCUAUGAGGUUAUGGUCUCUGGCUUCACCCAAGGGCAUCAAACCAAGCCCUUGAGGGCUGAGGUUGUCACAGAAGCCGAACCAGAAGUGGAUAACCUUCUGGUUUCAGAUGCCACCCCAGAUGGUUUCCGUCUGUCCUGGACAGCUGACGAAGGGAUGUUUGACAGUUUUGUUCUCAAAAUAAGAGACACCAAAAAGCAGUCUGAGCCACUGGAAAUAAUCCUACCUGCCCUUGAACGUACCAGGGAUGUUACAGGUCUCAGAGAGGCGACUGAAUAUGAAAUCGAACUCUAUGGAAUAAGCAAUGGGAGGCGAUCCCAGCCAGUCAGUGCUAUAGCAACAACAGCCAUGGGCUCUCCAAAGGAAAUCAUUUUCUCAGACAUCACUGAAAAUGCAGCCACCGUCAGCUGGAAGGCACCCACCGCUCAGGUUGAGAGCUUCCGGAUCACCUACGUGCCCAUUGCAGGAGGUCCACCCGCCACGGUAACUGUGGACGGCACCGAGACUCAGACCAGGCUGGUGAAACUCAUCCCUGGCAUGGAAUACAUUGUCAACAUCAUCGCCACCAAGGGCUUUGAGGAAAGUGAACCUCUCUCCGGGUCACUCAUCACAGCUCUGGAUGGUCCAUCCAGCCUGGUGACAGCCAACAUCACUGAUUCAGAAGCCUUGGCCACGUGGCAGCCAGCCAUCGCUGCUGUGGACAGUUACGUUAUCUCCUACACAGGAGAGAGGGCUCCGGAAAUUACCCGCACGGUGUCUGGGAACACGGUGGAGUAUGCUCUGACGGACCUCGAGCCUGCCACGGAAUACACACUCAGAAUCUUUGCGGAGAAAGGUCCCCAGAAAAGCUCCCCCAUCACCACCAAGUUCACAACAGACCUCGAUUCUCCAAGAGACUUGACUGCAACCGAAGUUCAAUCAGAAACUGCCCUCCUCACCUGGCGACCUCCCCGGGCCUCCAUCACUGGUUACCUCUUGCUCUAUGAAUCUGUAGAUGGAACUGUCAAGGAAGUCAUCGUGGGUCCAGAAACCACCUCGUACAGCCUAGUUGACCUGAGCCCAUCCACCCACUACACAGUCAAGGUGCAGGCAUUGAACGGGCCUCUGAGGAGCAAGCUGAUCCAGACCAUCUUCACUACAAUUGGACUCCUGUACCCAUUCCCCAGGGACUGCUCUCAGGCAAUGCUGAAUGGAGACACAACAUCUGGCCUGUACACAAUUUACCUGAAUGGUGACAAGGCCCAGGCACUGGAAGUCUACUGUGACAUGACCUCUGAUGGGGGUGGAUGGAUUGUGUUCCUGAGACGCAAAAAUGGCCGUGAGGACUUCUACCGAAACUGGAAGGCCUACGCUGCUGGGUUUGGGGACCGCAGAGAAGAAUUCUGGCUCGGUCUGGACAACCUCAGCAAAAUCACAGCCCAGGGGCAAUAUGAGCUGCGAGUGGACCUGCAAGACCAUGGGGAGACAGCCUAUGCCGUCUACGACAAGUUCAGCGUGGGAGAUGCCAAGACUCGCUAUCGGCUGAGGGUGGAGGGCUACAGCGGGACAGCAGGGGACUCCAUGGCAUACCACAAUGGCAGGUCCUUCUCCACCUUCGACAAGGACACAGACUCAGCCAUCACCAACUGUGCCCUGUCCUACAAGGGGGCUUUCUGGUAUAAGAACUGUCACCGUGUCAACCUGAUGGGCAGAUACGGGGACAACAACCACAGUCAGGGUGUUAACUGGUUCCACUGGAAAGGCCACGAAUACUCAAUCCAGUUUGCUGAGAUGAAGCUGAGACCCAGCAACUUCCGGAAUCUCGAAGGCAGGCGCAAACGGGCCUGACUUCCAGGGACAACUGGGAGAGAGAGGAGUAGAGCCCAGAGAAUGGAAAGAAGUUUACCAAAGCAUCAAUACCGCCGGUCCAACCACCAAGCCAGCCACACUGGCGCCUUUGGCAAGAGUCCCAACUGACGACGGAGCAUCGAUGCACUGGUAUCACCCACUCUGUGAUUCCUUCCUCCGCACCAAAGACCACGUUCUCCAGCAGGUUUCUGUUCUGUUGGUGGAUUCAGCAAGAAUCUGCCAGUGAACAACACAACCGUUUUUACUUCUCUUGGGUGAUUCUGGGAAUGGGAGAGGGGUGGGUUGUACAAUGGUAGUUUAUUUUAGAACAAGCCGUAUUUUACACAAAGCUGUAUAAUUAAUUAUCAUUAUUUUUGUUAGCAAAAAUUAAAUGUGUGUCAUUGGAAGCUGCCACCCCUCCCCCAUCCGUUUUUUGUUUUUUUUUUUUUUUUA